UAUUGUACAAAUGGAUCUGUCUCGGCAUCAUUUUGCCUUUCUUUCUGCCUGUGAAACCGCCGUCGGUGUCCCUACAACACCCGACGAAGUGAUACACCUAGCGGCUGGCCUGCAAUUUGCUGGGGUUAGCAGUGUCGUCGGGACGUUGUGGAAGGUCGACGAUCAUACUGUGCGCCGCUUAGUCAAGGCAUUCUACGAAAAGUUUUGCGAGGGUGGCACAAUGAAUCCUAAACUCGCUGCCCAAGCGCUGCACCAUGCAGUCCCGUCGUUGGCUAGAGACAGAGACAUAC
Messenger RNA from Suillus bovinus, 290 nucleotides. Its product is annotated as CHAT domain-containing protein. The annotation marks the transcript as partial. The transcript has a single exon. The record is from RefSeq and is a predicted model, not a curated record. NCBI's taxonomy places the organism in Eukaryota, Fungi, Basidiomycota, Agaricomycetes, Boletales, Suillaceae.